AUGGUGGCUGAUGUCUUAGAAACAUUACAACGAAAAGGAUUAUUACAAUUUCCCGGUGGCACACCAGCAAGCUUAAUGAAAAGUACCAAUCAACAAUGGGAUUAUCCAAAUGGUUGGGCACCAAUAAAUCAUAUGAUCAUUGAAGGAUUACGUAAAUCAAAUAAUCCAACAAUGCAACAGCGCGCAUUUGAAAUUGCCAAUAAAUGGAUUAAUCGAAAUUAUGCUCUAUAUCAAAAAGAUCAUAAAAUGUGGGAAAAAUACGAUGUCGCAAAAGAAUAUGUACGAGCUGCUAAAGGUGGCGAAUAUGAAAAUCAGUAUGGCUUUGGAUGGACUAAUGGUGUCGUACUUGAUUUACUUGUAACAUUCAAUAAGAGAGCUAUAGUUAAGCCAACAGGUGGUGUAACAGAUGUUCAUGGAACUGGACGAGCUAAUAUAUCUGGUACUAACCGAACUCUUCUUACUCGAUAUCUAGGAACAAGCAAACCGUUCGAUUUUUUAUGGUGGUUUACAAAACGAAUCCUUAUCCGAACAUUGAUCAACUUCUUGAAAUGCAAAAGUUCCGGUAGCAGCGGGUAG
This is a messenger RNA of Brugia malayi, 576 nucleotides long. RefSeq lists its product as uncharacterized. The transcript has 4 exons. NCBI's taxonomy places the organism in Eukaryota, Metazoa, Nematoda, Chromadorea, Rhabditida, Onchocercidae. Gene Ontology annotation, molecular function: alpha,alpha-trehalase activity. The record is from RefSeq and is a predicted model, not a curated record. Bases 1 to 576 code for a protein of 191 amino acids. Gene Ontology annotation, biological process: trehalose catabolic process.